Messenger RNA from Talaromyces rugulosus, 4443 nucleotides. RefSeq lists its product as uncharacterized. Gene Ontology annotation, biological process: transmembrane transport. The record is from RefSeq and is a predicted model, not a curated record. Gene Ontology annotation, molecular function: ATP binding; ABC-type transporter activity; ATP hydrolysis activity. The coding region runs from base 1 to 4443 and encodes 1480 amino acids. NCBI's taxonomy places the organism in Eukaryota, Fungi, Ascomycota, Eurotiomycetes, Eurotiales, Trichocomaceae. The transcript has 5 exons. Gene Ontology annotation, cellular component: membrane.
AUGGAGUUCUCGGGUUGCUUCAACGACGAGUCACUUGGACCGACGGUUGAGGGGUGUAGGGGCGAUUUUGAUUUCACGAUCAAGUUUGAAAAGAUCUUUUUCAUGUUGCUUCCAUCGACCCUCUUCAUCGCCAUGGGCCUUCCACGCCUUGUCUAUCUCAUUCGCCAGCCGGUCAUCGUGGACAGCGGCGGCAGCAGCAGACUCUUGCAAGCUGCAAAACUCAUUGCUCUCAGUGUAUAUAGUAUCAUUCAGCUCGCGUUGUUGGUGCUUGGCAUCGUUAAAUCUAACAAGUUUGUGGCCUUUUUCAUCUCUUCUUCUGCUGUGACAGUUGCGUCGGCCUUCUUCAUGAUUGCUCUCUCAUACCUGGAGCAUUUUCGAUCACCGAGGCCGGCAAUUAUCCUCAACGCGUAUCUGUUUAUUACCAUCCUCCUGGAUAUUGCCCAGACUCGCACCUUGUGGUUGGCAUCAGCAAGCUUCGAUGAAAUAACCUAUUCACGCUUGUUUACCACGGCUGUAGUUGUCAAAACCCUCCUGAUUAUCCUCGAGUCUCAGCAAAAGACAAGAUGGCUUAGAUGGGAUACAAAAGAACACAGCCCCGAGGAGACUAGCGGCCUGUACAGUCUAGGCGCCUUUGCAUGGCUCAACAAACUAUUCUUGAUGGGUUACAAGCGGACUUUGACUCUUGAUGAUCUCUACCCUCUUGAUCAGGCUAUGGCCUCGAACAUUCUACACACCAAAUUCGCCAACUUCAUCCUCAAGGGCCCCCGAAAUCGCAAAAAUGGCCUUGCCAUGUCGACCGCGAAAGCCCUAGCCAUCCCGCUCCUCCUCCCAGUCGGGCCACGAAUUGCCUUGUCCGCUUUUCAGUUCUGUCAACCAUUCCUCAUUAACUCGAUAACGAGCUAUCUUCAAAUACCACCCGAGCAGUCCUCACGCAACGAUGGGUACGGCCUAAUCGGCGCUGCGGCGUUGAUUUAUACAGGCAUUGCGAUAUCAGGCGCGAUUUAUUGGUACUUGCAAGAGCGUGCUGUGUAUAUGGUUCGAGGGCUACUGGCUGGUGCCGUAUAUAGGAAGACGUUGGAAGCUAAGCUGUCCGCAGCAGACGACUCCGCUGCGCUGACUUUGAUGAGCGCAGACGUCGAGCGCAUCAUUCAAGGCCUCUUGAAUAUCCACGAACUCUGGGCGGACAUGAUCGAGGUCGCACUCGCCUCCUGGCUCUUAUCCCGCCAGAUCGGCGCGUCCUUCGUUGCGCCCUUGAUUGUCGUUGGUUGCUGCGUAGUUCUCACGGCCUUCCUCACAAGGUUUGCUGGACCGCGGCAGAAAACGUGGAUGGAGAGGAUCCAGAAAAGGGUUGGGCUCACAUCGAAUGUCAUUGGGGAAAUGAAGCAUUUCAAAAUUGCCGGUCUGGUAGGCCCGGUCGAAGAAGCGAUCCAGCAAAUGCGCGUCGACGAGCUCAAGGCCGGCGCCCGGUUCCGAAUGAUCCUUACCUGGUCUAUCAUUAUUGGAUACACGCCAAUGUGCAUCUCUCCUGUCGUGACUUUUGCUUUCGCUGCGCGGACUCUCAAUACUACCACCAUCUUCACAUCCAUGUCGUAUCUUCUCCUGUUGUCAAAUCCGCUGGCGAUUCUUUUUCAGAUGGUCCCCGGCUUCAACGCCGCUCUCACCUGCCUCACCCGUAUCCAAAUGUUUUUAGAGAGCGAUUCAAGAGCUGAUUUUCGCAAGUCGGAAUUCAUGCGUUCGAAAGAGAGAAUGGUGACCGAUCACUCUACAGCUGUUCACCCAGCCUCAGCGAUGAGCAUCUCCAGAGGUAAUUUUGGAUGGGAGGAGGACAAGUUGGCUCUCCAAGACAUUAACCUCGACAUUCCGGCUUCGCAGCUAACUAUUGUUGUCGGCCCUAUCGCGUCUGGCAAGUCAACUCUAUGCAAAGUCAUCCUGGGCGAAGCUCCUUUUGCACAAGGGGAGGUGACGAUGGGUCUCGGUUGGCUCUCUGGGAAAGUUGGGUUCUGUGACCAGACUCCAUACUUGUCAAAUACGACGAUUAGACAAAAUAUAGUGGGUUUCUCCGCAUUCGACGAAGAACGAUAUCACGAGGUUCUUGAAGCCUCCAUGCUACUUCAAGACUUGGCCGUCUUACCAUCAGGAGACCUGACCAACGUAGGCAGCAAAGGUCUCACCCUGAGCGGUGGCCAAAAGAGCCGAGUAUGCAUUGCAAGGGCUUUAUAUCUUGAUUCCAGAUUUCUCGUGUUCGAUGACAUCUUCAGCGGACUCGACGCUGACACUGAAGAGCAAGUUUUCCGCGCAGUAUUUUCCCCCACUGGUCUUCUUCGCCGCAGGAAUGCGACGGCGGUUCUUUGCACCCACUCCGUUAAGCAUUUACCUUCGGCAGACCACAUCGUUGCUCUCGGCUCAGAUGGUAGGAUUGUGGAGCAGGGACCAUUCCUAGAGCUCUUGACCAACGAUUCUGGAUACGUUUACAGCCUCGGAGUCAAGGAAAGCAGCAGUGAGAAAUCGGACGAUGAUAUAACACUCGCUAGUUCUAACUCCCCAAUCAUUCCCCAGAAGCGUCUUGCUGUUGUUGAAGCAGAGACGGCCGCGUUAACUCCCAAGGAAGAACCAGAACGGGCCUUGGGUGACAGCACUGUGUUUCGCCAUUAUUUCGCCCGCGUGAAUAUGUGGAUCACUAUGGCCAUGAUCAUUUGCUCUAUCGGCUGGGGUUUCUUCAAUAACUUCAACGUCAUCUGGCUCAAGUUCUGGUCCCAGGACGUCGAAUCCGCCAACCCCGGGCAUUCCACCCCCUUUUAUCUUGGCCUCUAUGCCUUCUUUCAAAUAACUUCGCUCAUUUGCCUCUUUGUGGACUGCCUGGCCGUGUUGGUAGCCACUACUCGGAUCGCCGGGGCGAGGAUUCACAAGGAGGCGCUGGCCACAGUCAUCAACGCGCCGCUCAGGUUCUUCACCACCACUGACACCGGGGUCGUGACGAACCACUUCUCGCAGGAUAUGACAUUGAUCGACGGGUCACUCCCUAUGUCCUUUCUCAACACCUCUGUGAUUAUCGCGACCUGUAUCGGGGUGGCCGCUGUCAUUGCCACGUCGUCUCAAUUCCUCAUCAUCACGUACCCCUUUUUAGCCGCGCUUCUUUGGGGUAUACAGAAAUUCUAUCUCCGCACAUCUCGACAGAUCCGGCUGCUAGAUCUUGAAGCGAAAAGCCCACUCUAUGCGCACUUUAUCGACACGAUUAAAGGCCUCGCAACCUUCAGGGCCUUUGGCUGGGCCGAAGAUGGCAUUGCGCUCAACAAUAGCUUCCUCGACACUUCGCAGAGGCCUGCAUACCUCCUCGCUAUGAUCCAGCGGUGGCUGGGUUUCACGCUACAGCUCGUUGUCGCGGGACUGGCCGUGGUGUUUGUCACGCUGGCUACGCAGUUGCGGUCCAACUCGGCGUUUACCGGUGCCAGCUUGAUAACGCUGAUGUCGUUUGGGGACCAGCUGACGUUACUCGUGCAGCAAUAUACAUUGCUCGAGACGUCGAUUGGUGCCGUGAGCCGGCUGAAGAAUUUCAGCGAGAAGGUCGAGUCCGAGAACCUGGCGGAAGAGGACGUAGUACCACCCCGCGAGUGGCCGCUGAAGGGCGGGAUUGAAAUCCAUGGGGUUUCUGCAUCUUACGGUAGUGUCAAAAAAGACGGAGCGUCCGGGGACUUGAAUGACUGCAGCAGCGACGACAGGUCCGCACACCUCGCAAUUAAGGAAAUGACUCUCUCCAUAGCGCCUGGCGAGAAAGUUGCAAUAUGCGGCAGUAGCGGAAGCGGCAAAUCUUCCACUGUUCUUCUCCUCCUCAAACUUCUCGACCCGCUUGCCUCGACUGCGCAGAAUAUAACUAUCGACUCGACGCCGCUCCACAAGAUCGACCGCCAGGCCCUACGCCAGCGCAUCAUCGCCAUACCGCAAGACCCUGUCUUCCUCCCUGACGGGACAUCCUUUCAAGCCAACCUCGACCCCUUCACGGCCUCUACCUCUGCCGAGUGCCGCGCGGUCCUCGAAACCGUCGGCAUUUGGCCCGUCAUCGCGGAUCGCGGCGGGCUCGCAGCCGGAUUGGCAUCCGACACGCUGUCCGCGGGCCAGAAGCAGCUCUUCUGCCUCGCCCGCGCCGUUUUGCGCGCACGCAUCCGGGCACGCGAACGAGUCGCCAUGUUUGGGGAGAGCGUUGCGCCGAGCGGGAUCUUGAUAUUGGACGAAGUGAGUUCGAGUGUAGAUCAGGACACAGAUCGCGCUAUGCAGGCGAUUAUCCGCGCAGAGUUCGAGGGCUAUACCAUUGUGAUGGUGAGUCAUCGGCUCGAGAUGGUUAUGGAAUUCGAUACCAUGGUUGUCAUGGACAAGGGCGAGAUUAUCAAGACGGGCCCGCCAAAGGAGUUGUUGAAGUGGGAAGAGGGUCGAUUUCGGAAGUUGUACUGA